AUGGCAAACGAUAAAAUUAAACAUGAUACAAUAGAACUUCACGAUUAUCCUAGAAAACCUGAAAUCGAAUACAAAGAUCCUUCUACUGGCACUUAUCAUUAUACUAUUAUCUCUGAAGGAUACUAUCCGUCACCACCUGUUCUUGUCAGGACUCAAAGAAAAAAAAAUAGUAGUUAUAGAAUUCCUGAUAAUUACAAAGUUGUAGUUAGUUGGGCAAAAAAAAGUAAAACACUAAACAUUACAUGCACUAUUAAUUAUAUACAUCAAUGUAUUAAUGAUAAAAUGCAAUUAAAACCUUGUUUUAAAAUCGAAUUUAAUAAUGGUCAUCAAACAAUCGAGUCUUGGCGAAGUGCAACUCAUGCGGCAAAUUUAUUUGCACAGACGUAUAAUCCUAAUGGAAAAUCAACACUAUCUGGAACUAUAGUAUUUGGGCUGCAGCUUAAAUGUGUAGAACAAGCUAGAGAUUCUCAUCGUCAAUCUAAUACUCUUCGGCCCCUUGAAACUCUUAGUAAUUCUGCAAAAAGAUCUCGUCUCGAAUCAAACAAAUUGUUGAUAAUCAAAAUUGGAUAG
Dentiscutata erythropus is the source of this 570-nucleotide messenger RNA. The record is from the annotation of a GenBank genome assembly. Lineage: Eukaryota; Fungi; Glomeromycota; Glomeromycetes; Diversisporales; Gigasporaceae.